Molecule: messenger RNA, 2884 nt
Organism: Delphinapterus leucas (beluga whale)
Lineage: Eukaryota; Metazoa; Chordata; Mammalia; Artiodactyla; Monodontidae
Gene: KATNB1
Product: katanin regulatory subunit B1
Biological process (GO): microtubule depolymerization; microtubule severing
Cellular component (GO): katanin complex
Molecular function (GO): microtubule binding
Source: RefSeq, a predicted model, not a curated record
CGACUCACGACCAGACUGGAGGCCUAGUUCCCAGCACUGUCCUUGGGAAUUGCAGGGACCCGGUGUAGUUCCCUUGAUACGAACUGGACCCCCAGGGCCCUCUUUGAGGCUCUCCCCAGAGAAGACUUCAAUGCCUAUCUCUAGGGUGCCUCUGAUGGGCCCCUAAACUUAGCCUCUGACUCCGCCCCCUUCUCAUACGUCAGACAAACAGUGACUCCCAGCAAUCUAUCUGAACUGCAGACAUGUGGUCUUCCCCGCCCCACCGCAGCUGCUGCAUUUCAGGCAGCCAGCUUCCUGGAACAGAGCCUCCUUCCAUCAUCCUGGCCUCUGGGAGGACCUUCUUUUUCCCUGUAUUCCGAGUCACCCUGUCUGAGUGUUGAGCUGAGAUGGCUCGAGCCUGACGUUCCAUGACCCAGGAUCCCAACAGUCACGCACGGGCUGCUGCUGUGGAUGAUUUAAAACCACGAGGUGGUCCGGGGCUGGGAGACGAAGCAUUCCCUCUGCCUGGAUGUGUGGAAACUCCCUGCCAACUUGAUUGGCGGAUCUGGGGGGGGGGAUCCACCCCCACCCCACAAGGAAAGCACUGUCUACUGUGGGUGGAACUUCAGGUGCCAGCCAGCUGAAGGAUGGCCACCCCUGUGGUCACCAAGACGGCCUGGAAGCUACAGGAGAUCGUGGCCCAUGCCAGCAACGUGUCCUCGCUGGUGCUGGGCAAAGCCUCGGGCCGGCUGCUGGCCACAGGCGGGGAUGACUGCCGCGUCAACCUGUGGUCCAUCAACAAGCCCAACUGCAUCAUGAGCCUGACGGGUCACACGUCCCCAGUGGAGAGCGUACGUCUCAACACCCCUGAGGAGCUCAUUGUGGCCGGUUCCCAGUCAGGCUCCAUCCGCGUCUGGGACCUGGAAGCUGCCAAAAUCCUUCGCACACUUAUGGGACACAAAGCCAACAUCUGCAGCCUGGAUUUCCACCCGUAUGGCGAGUUUGUGGCCUCGGGCUCCCAGGACACGAACAUCAAGCUCUGGGACAUCAGGAGGAAAGGCUGUGUGUUCCGAUACAGGGGGCACAGCCAGGCCGUGCGGUGUCUCCGGUUCAGCCCCGACGGGAAGUGGCUGGCAUCGGCCGCAGAUGACCACACGGUGAAGCUCUGGGAUCUGACUGCUGGCAAGAUGAUGGCCGAGUUCCCCGGCCACACGGGGCCUGUCAACGUGGUGGAGUUUCACCCCAACGAGUACCUCCUGGCUUCUGGCAGCUCUGACAGGACCAUCCGUUUCUGGGAUCUGGAGAAAUUCCAGGUGGUGAGCUGUAUCGAAGGGGAGCCAGGGCCUGUCAGGAGCGUCCUCUUCAACCCCGAUGGCUGCUGCCUGUAUAGUGGCUGCCAGGACUCACUGCGCGUCUACGGCUGGGAGCCCGAGCGCUGCUUUGACGUGGUCCUUGUCAACUGGGGCAAGGUGGCCGACCUGGCCAUCUGCAAUGACCAGCUGAUAGGCGUGGCCUUCUCCCAGAGCAGCGUCUCCUCUUACGUGGUGGACCUGACGCGGGUCACCAGGACGGGCACGGUAGCCCCGGACCCCAUGCAGGACAGCCAGCCCCCGGCACAGCAGCCGCCAAACCCCAGCGCCCCGCUUCGGCGCAUCUACGAGCGGCCCAGCGCCACCGGCAGUGAGCCUCAGAGGGUGAAGCAGAACUCAGAGAGCGAGCGCCGCAGCCCCAGCAGCGAGGAUGACCGGGAUGAGCGGGAGUCUCGGGCGGAGAUCCAGAACGCCGAGGACUACAACGAGAUCUUCCAGCCCAAGAACAGCAUCAGUCGGACGCCACCCCGAAGAAGUGAGCCCUUCCCAGCACCCCCGGAGGAUGACAUGGCCACAGCCAAGGAGGCAGCAAAGCCCAGCCCAGCCAUGGACGUGCAGUUCCCGGUGCCAAAACUCGAGGUCCUGUCCCGGCCCCCAGUCGUCACUUCCACCCCUGCACCCAAGGCUGAGUCUGCCAUCAUCCCUGCCACCCGGAACGAGCCCAUCGGACUGAAGGCCUCUGACUUCCUGCCUGCCGUGAAGAUCCCCCAGCAGGCGGAGCUGGUCGAUGAGGAUGCUAUGUCACAGAUCCGCAAAGGCCAUGACACCAUGUGUGUCGUGCUCACCAGCCGCCACAAGAACCUGGACACCGUGCGGGCCGUGUGGACCACGGGUGACAUCAAGACGUCGGUGGACUCGGCCGUGGCCAUCAAUGACCUGUCCGUGGUCGUGGACCUCCUUAACAUUGUCAACCAGAAAGCCUCCCUGUGGAAGCUGGACCUAUGCACCACCGUCCUGCCACAGAUCGAGAAGCUUCUGCAGAGCAAGUAUGAGAGCUAUGUCCAGACGGGCUGCACCUCUCUGAAGCUGAUCCUGCAGCGGUUUCUGCCCCUGAUCACAGACAUGCUGGCGGCCCCGCCCACCGUGGGUGUGGACAUCAGCCGGGAGGAGAGGCUGCACAAGUGCCGGGUCUGCUACAAGCAGCUCAGGAGCAUCAGUGGCCUCGUCAAGAGCAAGUCGGGCUUGAGCGGCCGCCACGGCAGUGCCUUCCGCGAGCUGCACCUGCUCAUGGCCAGUUUGGACUGAGGAGCCCAGAGGGUGGUGGCACCCUCAGGCCUGGCCUCGGCCCCCCACUCCUGUUCCCUGUGCGCUCACCAGCCCAUGAGCCUCUGCCCCGGCCCCCACUGCUGCCCUGCGGUCAUCCUAGAGGCGGUGGCGCUGGCCCAUUGGCCACCUCCGCAGCCCUAAACUCUGACAACUUCUCUCCAGCAACAGCUGCCCAGCUUUGUCCGACUCCUGCUUCCUGGGGCAGCGAACCGAGCCCUGGGGCUGCUGCUGUAAUUUAUAAAGUGAAUUUUAUUAAAUUUGUAACUAUU